Molecule: messenger RNA, 2595 nt
Organism: Myiozetetes cayanensis
Lineage: Eukaryota; Metazoa; Chordata; Aves; Passeriformes; Tyrannidae
Product: serine/threonine-protein kinase pim-1-like
Exons: 7
Biological process (GO): protein autophosphorylation
Cellular component (GO): cytoplasm
Molecular function (GO): protein serine/threonine kinase activity; ATP binding
Source: RefSeq, a predicted model, not a curated record
UUGCCGGCCCGGGCCAUGCCCCCGGCCGGCCCCCUCUCCCGGGCGGGGCUGCCCCGUCCCCGUCCCCGUCCCCGCCCCCGGGCGGCCCGGCGCGGUGUGGCCCUGGGCCGGCUGCCGGCGGGGCGGCUGCGGCGCUGCUGGGCGCUCCUCUGCGGCUGGGUCUGGGCCGGGCUCGGCGUGGCCGCCCCUUGGCUCCGCCUGCCGCGGCCCCGGCGCCUCCCGGGGCCGGCGGGGGACACGGGCGCCGCGGCCGCCGCCGCCUCCUGUGCGGCUUCCCCGGGCAGAGCUCCGCCGCUCGGCAGCCCGGCCGCCGGCAGCGAGCCGCCGGUGCCCGCUGCGGGUGGGGCAGCCCGGCCCGGGGCGGUUGAGGGGCGCUCGGGGGCCGUGCCGGGCCCCGGGCCGAACGCUGACGGCCACGUCUCGCCCGCACGGAAGGCGAAGGAGCCCCUGCAGAAGCGGUACCGGGUGGGUUCGCUGCUGGGCAGCGGCGGCUUCGGCCGCGUCUACGCGGGGACCCGCCUGGCGGACGGAGCCCCGGUGGCCAUCAAAUGCGUGUCCCGGGAUGGCAUCCAGCAGUGGGGCGAGCUGCCUGAUGGCACCCGGGCACCCCUGGAGAUCGUGCUGCUGGACAAGGUGUCCAAUGGGUUUCGCGGGGUCAUCCAGCUCCUGGAGUGGUUCGAGCUCCCCAACAGUUUCUUGUUGGUGAUGGAACGUCCGGAGUGCUCUCAGGACCUCUCUCACUUAAUCACGGCGUGGAGGUUCCUGCCGGAGGAGAUGGCGUGGGGGCUGUUCCGCCAGGUGCUGAAGGCCGUGCGGCACUGCAGCAGCUGCGGCGUCCUGCACCGGGACAUCAAGCCCCAGAACAUCAUCCUCGACCUGGCCACCGGUGAGGCGAAGCUCAUUGACUUUGGAUGUGGCACGUUCCUUCAGGACACGGCCUACACACAGUUUGCAGGAACACCGUCGUACAGCCCGCCAGAGUGGAUCUGGCUCAAAAGCUACCACGGCGAGGCGGCAACAAUCUGGUCCCUGGGCAUCCUGCUCUACCAGAUGGUCUGCGGGGAGCACCCUUUCUGGAAAGGCAGGAGCACCAUCUGGGACCAGCUCCCGUUCCCACGAUGGGUCUCUCAAGGGUGCCAGCACCUUAUCAGGUGGUGUUUGUCCAUCCGCCCCUCGGACAGGCCAUCGUUGGAAGACCUAUUCUGCCAUCCUUGGGUGCAGGGCGUUCAGCUGCCCUAGGAGACGGGAGAGAUCCACGUGCUCAGUUUGAUCCAGGGGCCUGGGAAGGAGAAGGGGCCUCUGGAGAAGCUGUGCCGGGUGGGCCUGCUGCUGGAGACAUGAAGGACGGCACCAAGGAUGACAAGCUCUUGGUUGACCUGGACGCCGGCGAGCUGAAGAUGAUGGCCUUUGAUUGUGGCCCAUUCCUCCAAGCCAUGCUCCACGGCCCCUUUGCAGAUAAGUCCACACCCAGGGGUGCUCCCAGGCGUGGGCAUUGCACAGCCUGGCUGGGCACCGAGGGUUCCCCCCUUUGCUGGCCUCUGGGGAAUGUGCUUUGUUCUUCAGCUGCUGCCAAGCUGCUUCCUGGCAGGGGGUGGACGGGUGCUCUGGGGUGGCUGUGAAAGGGGAGCCUGGCUCUGCCACUCGCCCUGCCCUGGGCGGGGGCUGGGCCAGGGACACCAGCCUGACAGAAACAAACCCCUGUGGGGGGAGCAAAGGUGGGGCUGCAGAACCUGGGCACCAGCUGCUUUGGGCUGCAGGCGAGGAGAGGCUUGGGCUGCCUUGGCUUGGGACCCUUUCUUUGGGGCAGUGCAGCAGGGCAGGGAGAAGGCAUGGGUUUGCCUUAGCUGGAGGAGCAGGGGUUUUCUUUUGCAUGGAGGGGUUGGGCCUUCCUCAGAACCCUGACAGAAUGUUAACAUUUGACCUUUCUUUCUCGUUUCCACUUUUUGUUUGUCAUCUCUUUUCGUGAAUUUGUUGUUUGUUUCAUAAGGAAGAGUUGGAGCUGGUGCCGGGUCCGGCUUGGGAAGGGCUGGGACCGGCCCUGGAGUGGAUCUGACGUCCCCUCUGAGAAGGCUGAGGACAUCACUUGGGACACACUCUUCUUGCAGCAGCAGAUGCUGUGAGUUUAGUUUCCAGCUUGCUCUAUGUGGGAGAUGGACAUGAAGAGGAAGAGGAAGAACAUUACAGAAGAUUUGUGGAGACCUUGAAGGAGUCAACUGAGAAAGAAGAUGUUGUUCAGAUCUACUAAGGACAUUCAAAAACUAAAGACCUUGUUAAUUCAAUUCUAGUAUUGUUAAUGUAAAGUUCUUAUACUGUACUAAUCCUUAUAGGAAUCCCUAAGUAAGUUGUUAGUCUCUUUCUCCCUGUUCACCCAUUGGCUAAAAAAUGCUGUAAUGUAAUUGUCCCUUUUAUGGUUCAAGACCCUUCCCUCUUUGCCCAUAUGUGAUUGUAACCCCUCCCCUGGUUGCCUGGUUUGGGCAAGCCCCUCCUUCCCUUUCCAUAUUUGUUAUACCCACACCCAUCCUUCUGGAAGAUUCCCUGCUGCCCCUGCAUGAGGGGGAAGCCGUUUCAAUAAAGUGUUCAUUCUGGUUCAACCCA